Indicator indicator is the source of this 4524-nucleotide messenger RNA. It is a transcript of the gene COBL, whose product is annotated as cordon-bleu WH2 repeat protein. Gene Ontology annotation, molecular function: actin monomer binding. Gene Ontology annotation, biological process: actin filament network formation; actin filament polymerization. Gene Ontology annotation, cellular component: terminal web; axonal growth cone; perinuclear region of cytoplasm. The record is from RefSeq and is a predicted model, not a curated record. Lineage: Eukaryota; Metazoa; Chordata; Aves; Piciformes; Indicatoridae. The transcript is spliced from 16 exons.
AUGAAAUUCAAUAAUGCCAAGCGUCAGGUCCUCCACCUGGGUCACAACAACCCGUGGAGAAGAAUGAAGGCUCGCGCUCCUCCUCCGCCAAAUCAACCUUCUGCAGCAAGUAGAAUUCACAGAGAGCAGAAGUCACCUGCAGACACAGCUGUAACUUCUGAUCAGAACCUUGUUAGCAUGAAGGAGAACAUGAUAAACAGAUGGGUGGACUUCACAGUCAUUUUACCCAGUGGAGUAGAGCAGAAGAGCACAGUACAAGGAAGUAAAGCUGUGAUGGAUCUCUUGGUUGAUUUAUGCAGCCAGUAUCGCUUAAAUCCAUCCCAAUAUAGUCUUGAACUGAAGUCUUCGGGAGCUCAACAACCUCUGAGUUACAAGCCAAACACUUUGAUAGGAGCACUGGAUGUACAGAUGGUAUUUUUGAAAGAAAAGAUUCCUGAAGAGAAGACAAAGAGAACUCUGCCAAGGGUCCCUGAGAAAUCUGUGAGGCUGGUAGUGAACUACCUGAAGACGCAGAAGGCCGUGGUUCGAGUUAGUCCAGAGGUGCCUCUCCACAGCAUCAUCCCAGCUAUUUGUGAGAAGUGUGAGGUCAGUCAAGAGCACAUUGUUCUUCUGCGAGAUGGCAUCACUGGGGAGGAGCUGGAGCUUACUAAGUCUUUGGAGGAGCUGGGGAUAAAGGAACUGUAUGCCUGGGACAGAAAAAGAGUUCCUCCAUCAAAAACUCAGUCUGAACCUACUCUGAACUAUAGAGAACCAAGUCGAAAGGCUUCAGUAAGCAAUGAAGCAAUAGAAAAAGAAAAGACAAGACUACUGGGGUUAUUUAAAACUGAUAGAAGAAGCAGCAAGACAGAAGAACAUUUGAGGAUGUACAGGGACUGUGGUGAGGAGGAUGUUUUUAGUUCUACAUCUACAAGUGAAGGAAGUUUGGAUGGUUUUUCCACAGCCCCAAAUUCCCCUUCAGUGAAUUCUCGCUCCAGUUGCCUGGGUCCAUCACUGUCGCUUGGUAACAUCUCAGGAAUGACAGCAAAUGCAGAAGUGAAGAAGCGCAGAGCACCUCCUCCACCAGUUGUGACACCUGCGUUGCAGAACAUGAAUAUGAGUGAACAAGAAAAGACAGCAGCACAGAUUUCACAAGGAGCAUCCCUAAAUGAUUUACAGAAAAAGAAGAGACGUGCUCCACUCCCACCAACUGCAUCUGCUCCAUGCACUCCUGCCAUGCCAAACAGGACAGAAGAGAGGGAAGACAAAAGGAAGAGCACAAUGGGUGAUGGAUGAAAGGUGCCACAAAAGCCUCCUAGAGGCACCACUUGUGGCCCACUCCAGUUAGUGAUACCCCCACCCCCACCUUACCUUCCUCCUAGAGAUAUUGUAGAUCCAACAGUCUGUUACAGAGAAGCAGAUGUUACAGCAUCAGCAGAGCUGGUACCUAAAUAGAGCCUGCUGCCAUCCACAACCUUGGAUGACACAGUUCUGGAACUAUCAGAGGUGGAAGAAACAGCUUCAGAAAACAGCUGUUUUGCAUCUGAGGAGGCCACAGAAGACUCAGGUGUUGUGAGUUCCCCAUCUGACAUUGUAUCUUUGGAUUCCCAAAAUGGCAGUAUGAAGUUGAGAGACAACAAACUGGUCAAUGGCUCUGUGGACUCAGCUGAGGCAGAUGCGAUGCAUGGCACAGAGACAUGCCCUGUAAAGAGUGCCUGCUGCGAUAGUGUGACAUCAGACAGUGCUCCACAGAGCAGGAGAGAUGAAGAGCAAGCUUCAGCUGAGCAUGAGAAUGAAGCUAUAUUCAUUGCUGCACAACUCCAGCAGACUUUGGCUGACCUGGACGAGGAGUUAGAAGCAGUGGACGGUGUAAGCAACUUUGACUCUGAUUACGAUAAUGAAGUGUGGAGGCCACAUACAACAACAGUCGAGGCUACCCAAGAUGUUACCAUUUCUGUUCCAGUAACAGUCAUAGAUGAUGCUCCAGAAGUUAGUGCCUCUAACUCUGCUGGAAGUCAAGAGGCAGAGACAAGAGUGUCGCAAAAUAUCUUGGCUGACUCUGUUAUUACAGGGAACUUUACAAAUAAAAACAACAAUGCAGGUUCCUUUGAUAAAGGACACACAGAUGGUGGAGCUCUAUGCAUAUCCAAGGACUUAAUAUAUCAGCACCCAACUGAAAAUGAAUUCAGCCUCUUGCCUGUGGAACAGAGGAGAGAUAUGUUCGAAUCUCUCACAUCCUCUUUUGAAAAAAGAAGUGAAAAAAACUUCAGACUGGAAAUACCGCACAAGCAUGGUGUCAAGUCUGAGGAAUGUAAAUCUAAGCUGAGUCCAUCUCACUCCAAGGUCACAGCUGAAAUCAGUAUGGCAAAAGAGAAGAUAAAUCCACUUAAUGAAAGUAGUAACAGGGAAAGGUCUCUGAAAAAAAGUAAAUCAGAAUUAGAAAUCAAAUGGCCGCCAGUAAAAAAAAAUGAAGCAGAAGACGUUCCAUCAACAUCCACAUGGUAUCAUCGUGCCCAGAACUCAGCAACAAACUAUGAACCUAAAAUGGGUUUGACAACCUUUAAAGUUGUCCCUCCCAAACCUGAAGUAAAACAUUUUGAUAGAGGAGUUUCACUUUCCACUGGUGCCAUUAAGAUAGAUGAACUAGGUAACCUUAUAUGCCCAAACUCUGAUAACAGUAAGCACAUACCAGGUACCUCUGGUGAUGAAAGUGAGGAAAUUUGUCUUGGGAAAGUGAAAGCAUUCUGGAGGUCAAGUUCUACUGAAAAGCAAAGUGAUGACUCUGCUGAGCAUCUUCCUAAAAAGUCAGCAGUCACCACAAACUCUAAGCCCUUUACUAUAAAACAUGAACACAAACUGGUCUGUCUUGCAGCUCCAAAACCUGCAGCACCACAAUUUGUUACUACUCAGGCAACUGAAAGACAGUCAGAGAACGAAAGGACCAAACCACCUCUUUCAGUUGCACAAUCCCAGCUAACACCAUUAAUGGCUCCACCCAUGAAUAAGGACAAGCUGGAGCUUCCAUUUGUAAAGCCACAUAGAAGAACUUCAAGUCAGUAUGUUGCCUCUGCCAUUGCAAGACACAUCAGUGCAACUACCUUUAAGUGUGACUCUAUGGAAUAUCAUGAGAGAGAUGAAAAUAAGCAAGGGGCAGGAGAGGUUAAAAAUGAAGCAGAAAUUUCACCCAAAAGAUGUAUUGUCAUAGCCAAAUAUAGCCCUGUGGACACAGAAUCAGCAGAAACAAGAGAAACACUUUCAAGUAUUCUUACUUGCAGUCAGAAAGUAUCACACAGGUUUACACCUGGUGAUAGUUCUGGCGUGGAAAACAAAGUAGUUAACAUUAGGUCACCAAAUCAAGCAACUUCUCUGAGUUUGUGUAAAAGUGUCGCAUUUACUAAGUCAUCUUCCAAGGAUUACAACAUUCCAGAAGAUGAUAAUGGUUUAAACAGAAAACAAAGUAUAGCUGAGAGAAAGACACGUCUUUCUUUUGACCAGAAAUGUGAGACUUCAACCCAUACUACUUCAGUCUCAUCUCCUAAGUCUCCUGAUCUCCAAGGAGUUGUAUCCUCUUUCAGCACACCUUUGCGAGUCACUAAAUGGCCUCCUGCUAAUGGUGUACAAGUUAGUUUGCUAAAAGCUUCACCUGAGCUGGAUGGUGCAGCAGCAAACAUGGGGUCAGAACUGGAAGAGAAACGUGAUGAUUCAGAUAGUAAUGCUAUCAAUGAACUGGAUGUUAAUGUACAGACCAAUAUCUUUGGACCAAAGAAGAAGUUCAAACCUGUCAUCCAAAAACCAGUUCCAAAAGACACAUCACUGCACAGUGCCCUAAUGGAAGCCAUUCAAACAGGAGGGGGAAAAGAGAAACUCAGAAAGGUUUCAGACAGUGCACUAAAUGGCAAUUACAGGAAACCUUCAUAUGCUGAGCCAGAGAAUGAGCGCUCCGCCCUACUAGCAGCAAUUCGAGCUCACAGUGGCACCUCAAAGCUGAAAAAGAUCUCUUCAUUGGCCUCUGAAGAGCUGCAGAGUUUUAGGAACGCAGAACUGUCCUUGCAGAAGACAGAAGACCCUCAGAAAGAGCAGCUUUGUAUCCCACCUGCCCCUGCCCAGCCGCCACCACCACCUCCCACUCAGCUGUCAGCAGCAGCCCCUAAAUCCUCUGCCAUGGCUACCGGUAACCCUGUAGAUGCAAGGCAAGCCCUAAUGGAGGCCAUUCGCUCUGGUGCUGGAGCAGCAAAAUUGAGAAAGGUAAAUGUACUUUUACAUUUUAUUGUGGAUGAAGCAACCUAUGUUUACUCUGGGCAACUUGUGACAGCAAAAAUUGAAUCUGUAGAGGAGAGAGAAUAUGAUAGGUCUGUAUCAGAGUUUUCUUCUUUAACAGCUGAAGAAUGUGUCCUAAGGAACACUGAGGUUUUUGUAGACUGGCUGGCAGGUGGCUUUGUUCCACGGCUGAAGCAAACAUUUUCGUAUGUUUUGCCUCUUCUGUCAAAGAUCUAUGAUGUCAUGAUUCGGAGAUGUGAGCGCAGCGAUGGUUUUGACUUUGUUUUCUAG